This is a messenger RNA of Leguminivora glycinivorella, 2497 nucleotides long. Its product is annotated as sodium-independent sulfate anion transporter-like. Gene Ontology annotation, biological process: transmembrane transport. The transcript is spliced from 13 exons. Gene Ontology annotation, molecular function: secondary active sulfate transmembrane transporter activity. The coding region runs from base 162 to 2357 and encodes 731 amino acids. Gene Ontology annotation, cellular component: membrane. NCBI's taxonomy places the organism in Eukaryota, Metazoa, Arthropoda, Insecta, Lepidoptera, Tortricidae. The record is from RefSeq and is a predicted model, not a curated record.
GCGCGGCGGACGAACGCACCCAAUCCACAAAUCGCAUAAAUCGAGCGCGAACAUGCACCGACAAUAAAUAACCGUAAAUAGUGCCGAUAAAAACAUUCCUGUGUCAGGAAAUGUCCCGGGCGUCGGUUUUCAAAACACUAUUUUAAUUUUACUAAAUAAUCAUGACUAAAUAUAAGCUGAAUAAUACUGUUAGGUCCGCGUCUGAAGUUACCCUAACUUCCUUUAUGACAGGGAGCACGGAUUCGAAAAAGGAAGAUAAAUACCAGUUAGAUCUGGACACGAAUCAAAAUGACAAUUUAAAUUCGGUUUCUAAUAAGAAUUUGGUUUGUCCGCAUUCGUGUGGGUAUAUUCAGAAUCGUUUGACGUCGCUAGUGAAGAGUGAUGGGUUCGGGGUGGGACUGAACGAGCUGAAGGUGGAGGGUAUGGACAAGAACGUAUGUUUGUGUGAGGUGUACAACGGGGGGUGCAAGCUGUGCCCGCGGCCGAGCUUGGCCCCCACCUUGUCUCUGAGUGUGGACGCGAAGGACUGCGCGGCGUGUUCCAGGGGCUGUCAUACUAACUAUUCCAAAUCCAACGUGUUCCCCUCAUCCAAUGGCGGCUGGCGGCGCGGCGCCGCGCGGCGCGCGCGUGCGCUCUGUUCAGCCAAAACUUUACGCAGAAGGUUGCCCAUACUCGAAUGGUUGCCGCAGUAUUCUAUACGGAAAGGAAUAUCGGACCUUAUAGCUGGUAUAACCGUGGGCCUGACGGUGAUCCCGCAAGCCAUCGCGUACGCCGGAGUGGCCGGCCUCCCUCCACAAUACGGCCUCUACUCCUCCUUCAUGGCCUGCUUCGUGUACACAGUGUUCGGGUCCGUCAAGGACUCGGCCAUCGGGCCGACGGCCAUAGCGGCCAUCCUGACGAGGGAGAACCUGCACGGCUUGGGGCCGGAGUUCGCCGUGCUGCUGGCGUUCCUGUCCGGAUGCGUGGAGCUGGCCAUGGGGAUCCUGCAGCUGGGAUUCCUGAUCGACUUCAUCAGUGGUCCGGUGUCCGUCGGUUUCACGUCAGCGGCAGCCAUCAUCAUCGCCACCACCCAGGUUAAAGACAUCCUGGGCCUCAGCUUUCCUGGUGGCAAGUUUCUUCAGGUGUGGACGGGAAUGUACGAGCACAUAGGGGAGACCAGACUGUGGGACACGGUGCUGGGGGUCACUUGCAUCGUAGUCUUACUGCUGCUCAGGAAAGUGAAGGACAUAAAGGUGCGCGGUUCAGAAGAGAAGGGCGGGUGCGCGCACGCCGCUGCGCAGGCGCUCUGGUUCCUGUCCACCACGCGGAACAUCCUCGUGGUACUGGUGUGUGCCGCGCUGGCGUACUACUUCGACACGCAGAAGCAGACUCCCUUCGUGCUCACUGGCGAGGUGAAGCCAGGCUUGCCAGCGAUAGCGCCGCCGCCAUUCUCUGCCACUGUCGGCAACCACACCUACACGUUCAUGGAAAUGGCCUCCACACUCGGCUCGGCCAUCUUCGUGGUCCCACUGCUCUCUAUUCUUGAGAACAUUGCGCUGGCGAAGGUUUUCUCGGAAGGAAAGUACGUGGACGCCACGCAAGAAAUGUUGGCUCUGGGUGUGUGUAACAUCGCGUCGUCUCUGGUGGAAUCGAUGCCAGUGUCAGGAGCGCUGUCGAGAGGAGCUGUCAACCAUGCUAGCGGGGUGGCGACUACUGCUGGUGGCCUGUAUACGGGGGCACUUGUGCUGCUGUCACUACAGUACUUCACGCCAUACUUCUUCUACAUUCCGAAGGCGUCCCUGGCGGCGGUGAUCAUCGCUGCUGUCGUCUUUAUGAUGGAGCUGCAUGUCUUCAAGCCUAUCUGGCGGACUAAAAAGCUGGAUAUUAUCCCAGCAGUAGUGACGUUCGCAGCAUGCCUGCUCAUGCGGCUUGAGCUGGGCAUCGUCAUUGGCAUCGCCGUCAACCUGAUGUUCCUUCUGUACGCCUCGGCCAGGCCUUCGGUGAAGGUCACACGAGCCGUGUCGAGCGACGGCAUCGAGCACCUAGUGGCGGUCGUGGACCGGUCGCUAGCAUUCCCUUCGGCGGAGUUCGUGCGUCGGGCGCUCCGCAAGGCAGCUGAUAGCGCGCGCGCUGCGCCGCUCGUGUUGGACGCCACACACGUGCAAGCUGCCGACUUCACUGCAGCUAAGGGCAUAAAGACUCUAAUCGAAGAAUUCGAAGCGCGCGGCCAGGCGAUCAUCUUCUACAAUGUGAAGCCGUCCAUAGAAACCGUGUUCCAAGGCGUCAGGCCACGCUCUUUCCUCCACGCAUCCUGUCGCGCUGAACUAGACAGGCUGCUGAGGAGAGUAGCUACACCACCAGCCCCUCAUAUCACGUAAUGCAAGCAGAGCCAGAUCUCCGGUCGACACCGACAGUAUUUAUGAAUUAGCUAGUAUUUAGUCGUUAGCUAGCGUUUGUAAGAAGGUUGUUAUGUUAAGUGAGUGCCUCUUAUUGUAAGAAUAAAGACAUGUUCGUUAUA